This is a messenger RNA of Oxyura jamaicensis (ruddy duck), 293 nucleotides long. RefSeq names its product protein GVQW1-like. Lineage: Eukaryota; Metazoa; Chordata; Aves; Anseriformes; Anatidae. The record is from RefSeq and is a predicted model, not a curated record.
UCUCUUGAGACGGCGUCUCGCUCUGUCGCCCAGGCUGGAGUGCGAUGGUGUGAUCUCGGCUCACUGCAACCGCCACCUCCUGGGUUCAAGCGAUUCUCCUGCCUCAGCCUCCCGAGUAGCUGGGACUACAGGUGCCCGCCACCACGCCCAGCUAAUUUUAUACUUUUAAUAGAGACGGGGUUUCACCGUGUCGGCCCGGAUGGUCUCGAUCUCUUGACCUCGUGACCCGCCCGCCUCGGCCUCCCAAAGUGCUGGGAUGACAGGCGUGAGCCACUGAGCCCGGCCUUCUCUUG